CGACCCGGACUCCAUGUUGUUCCGCCAGCCACGGAGGGAACAAGUGCCCUGACCGAAAACUCUCACGUUGCAACUCUGUGUGUGCGAGAAGUAAAGUGUGUUUCUGUGUGAGUGUGUGUUGAACAUCCGAAAGAAGAUGGCAGACUACCGGGAAGACACCGGAGCUCGAGCCCUGCUUGCUCUACAGUCGGCGCCGUGCAGUCCCGUGCGUGUUGCGGUGACUUCGCACCCUUUCCACCAGCCUCCGCUCUCCUUCUUCGGUGCUCCGAUGGUCGAAGCCCACACCGACGCCGGGGCUUUUCCCGUGCGCCUCGCUUGUCCUCUUCCGCAGGCCCUGGCCAGACUCGAGGGCCGGGACUUUGAGUUUUUCAUGCGCCAGAGGACGGUCACCAUCGGCCGGAACUCCUCUCACGGCUCCGUGGACAUCAACAUGGGUCACUCGAGCUUCAUUUCACGGCGACACCUGCAGAUCACCUACGACGAGGCGGGCGGCUUCUCCCUGCGGUGCUUGGGCAAGAAUGGCGUGUUCGUUGACGGGGUGUUCCAGCGGAGAGGGGCGCCGCCGCUGCCGCUGCCCCGAGAGUGAGUGAGCAUGUCGUUAGCAUCGCUGCUACCAACAGGUUUCUAGUCCCGGUACCGGCGGUGUGGGGAGGGCCGAACCAGAAGCUGCUCUGUAGAUCCAUUAUUAACCUGCUGGGAGAGACAGCGCUGGUGUUCUGACACAGUUUGUUACCUUAUCGAAAUCACCCCCACCUCUGAUUCAAAGUUUGAAACCACAAAUGUUCAGACUGACCGAGUGUUUCUAUAGUAGAAUAUAAGAUAAACCUGCUCUCCAAGUGUAUCCUGGACCUUUACAUUUACACUAUUAAACAGGUGGUUGGUUCAGACUGAGAGCAUUCCUGAUCAGACCAGUUUGAUUUGAUCUGUUUGUGUUUCACUGAAUAAGUAGUUUGGAGAUUGAAGCUCUAAAUAGACAUCAAAAUGUACUGAAAAUAUAUAAUUAUUUUAUCUGUGUGGACUUACAGGAACCCAUGCUCCAAAUUUGCAAAACCAGCAACUCAUUCGUGGGUCACAAAGUGUGUCAGAACACCCCUAAACCAGGUGUUUGGAUUAUUUUCUUUUGUAUUCCACUUUAAGGUUAAAAAAAUAACCUCUCCUACAGUAGCUGUAGUAGAGCUGUAAUUAAUAACCCCUUUUUUAUUUAUCCAGGAAAACCUGAGCCCUACUCAGUGAAUUAUUGACCUUGUAAGCCUGUCUGGACGAUUUUCUUCAUUUCACCCCCAAAAGUCAAAGUGUUCAUGUAAAGAUUAGUCUCCUCACAUGUCUGAAUCCUGACAUUUUUACAUGCAUGUCUCCAGGUAAAAGUCACGUGUGAACAUUUUUGACUCUCCAGUUGUAGGCCGACAUGUUUCUGUCACACUAACAGUCGAGUAAACAAACGCACCCCUGACAGCUCAGCCCACAGCUUCUGUUUGAAUAGGUGUGUUUGUUUUGCAUUGCAACGCUUUUUUUUUCUCAAUAGGAACACCAUGGCGUGAAAUGUUGAUGUAUUUUCGAACUGUUACUGAAAGGUUAAAAGCUUUUAGUUUGGGAAACGUCUCUAAAGUUUCUGCUCUGUUUGUCAAUCACAGGGUGGAGCGGAAGGAGGAGGUUACAGGGGGGUGAGGGGGGUUUGCGCUCUUCUCCUCUCUGAUUGGCUGUCAAAACUGUUUGUGGGCGUGUCAGACAUUGAAGAGGAAGUGCAGUGUGAAAUGACAUCCUCAUUGUAGGAACACAUGGAGUAAACACAAGACUUACAAACCAAGGCCAUGUUCAACACUCCCUUUUACGCCUGUGUUGUUGUUUUCACUCUGAGACCAUAAACACUUGAAUGAACUGGACCUCCUGUAAUGUGGAGGAGGUUUUUAGUAAUUAUGACACAUUUUUACAUUUAAUCCUGUUACAGAACACAUUCAUGGAAAACUGAAUACGACAUUUGACUCUUUAAAAAGGAGUAAAGAGUGAAGAUUUCUUAGAUGAAGGUAAAAUACUGCAGCACAGCACGAAGAGGUUUCGUACACUGAAAUUACAACUCUCUAGGUUUAGCAUGAAUCAUGUUGAUUCAUCUGCAGAGGGCCAAUUAUUCCCAGUUUCCCGUAAAGACGCUCACAAGCUCAGUCAAGUUUCACAGAGACACCGAUGAUUACACGGCGAUUUCUGAGUCCUGCCGUAAAUUACAGAGGAGAAGACCGUCGUCUGGACCAGAGCUUGUAAAUAAUUUGGAUCUUUUUUUUUCCAGAUAGUUGAAUUUUUCAAACCACACUGUUAUUCUUGAGCUUUGGGUGCAUUUAAGAGGCAAUUGAUGAAAAGUGCAGGUAUGAAGAGAAAACCCAAUACAGAGAGAAUUUUCAUAAUCUAUAGACGAGCUGAAAAACAAUGAAAAUCAGAAAUACUUUAAUAAUCUCCAGGGGGAAAUUCCUUUCGUUACAGUAACUCCAGUGCAAAUAAAGUAGAAAGAGGUGAUAAAUAAUAGAUAUGAUAAGUAAAAAUAAAGAGAUAAAUCGAUAAAAUAAGUAAAAAUAAAGAGAUAAAUAGAUAAAAUAAGUAAAAAUAAAGAGAUAGUAUGCAAGUAUGUACACUAUAAACAACACAAAAUAGUAAAAUAGUAUGCAUAUAAAGUAGAAAGAAAGGAUUAAAGCCUAAAACAAGUUAAAAAGCGGACUCAAGGACAGGAGUAACUGCAACGAACUGCAUUGGUGUUCGCGCUCGCACACUUAAAAUGAAGCGUUUCUGAGAGCAGGUUUCUUCGCUCUUCUUCAUUGUUUGUCUGUGAAGUGCUGCAGAAUCUCAUCACGGCUCCGUUUUUUCAUUUUACUUCUAAUCAUCUUCUGCAGCAGUGAAUUACUCAUGAUAUAAUAUUGGGUAUGAUGUUUUUCCGAGAAUGUGCAGUUCUGAGUAUAAUUAUGGAAAAGAAGCUUAAUUUCAGCCCCAAUCAUUAAACCCUCCGACCUUCCUCUGCUGUGUCUCCGAGUCUCUCACAUGCCUGCGAGAAAACACGAUUGAAAGAGUCAUGUGAGCUCUUUGAACAGUUGCUUUCUUUUUCCUGCUCGGGCAUACAGCUGGGACUGGUGAGGGAUAUAAACAAAAGUUGUUGUAUGCACAGUCUCCGCUCUGGGCGGUUGAGGCCUGGAGCCUUUUUUCAGGCCUCUCCUCUCUCUGCUCUGCUUGUUGAGGAUGAGCUGCUCUCGGUAGAGACCAAACUCUUCAGUCGAUGGACACAAAUAAACACGCAGAUAUUGUCUGUAUUUUUAUUCGUUUGUCUGCAGAGAGAGGUCAGAGACAGAAGGAGGGAUGUGGUUGUGCUGCAAAGUCAUCACAUUUGGUCAGACAGCAUUGAAACGGUUUAACAUUCAUCACUUUCACACUCCAAAUGUUGUUCAGGACGAGAGACGCAGGUGACCAGGAGAGAAGUUUAUCCUCCAGCAGCAUCUGUCUAUGAGAGGUGUAGAUAUUGUUCAAUAUCAUGAAAACAUCCUGGGAGGAAAAUGAAGUUCUUCAGGCUAGUCCGAGAAAAAAAGUGUUCGGAUUUGGUCGCCCUGGUGACCUGUUUCCUGACUACAGGAAAUCCUUCCUGACUGAAAAGCGCUCACCUUUGUUAAACAUAAAACUACAAACCGAACGUCUUUACCUCGGGUCAUCUCCACUGUCUCCUGAAGGUUACAGCUUCUUCUGCUCAUUUUGCAUCCAUGUUUUUUUUAAUUGUACCUUUAAUUCUCAGAGAGCUCUUUUUUUAUAAAUAAAUGUAAUUACAUUGACAGAGGAUGCUGAACUUUGUCUGACAUUUAAUUUAUUUGAAUAUAUUUCUGAUCAGAUUCUGUUCAUUUUGUUCGUAUAUAUGUAUUUAUAGAUUUGUUUGGUGUGAAUUAUCGUGAAUACUCACUAACACGGAUCAGUGGAGGACAUCUGCGGGUCGGAGUAUUGAAGCGCUGAUGAAACCUUUGAAACGGCGCUGUAUAAAACAUUUCUAUAACAGGACCAUGUGACUCCAGUUGUGUCACAUGGUCUCUCCUUGUAAAUGGAGUUGUUAUGAUACUGUAGAUACUGAGUGGUGACAUUAGUAGGAUUUUAGUCCUCAGGUAUGACAUCUUUAAAUGUAAGAGGACAGUCUUAUUCGUACCUUAUACAUGUCAGUGAAAACCCUGAAUUAUCACCUAAAAAUCAUAUUUCUGGAUGAAGGAGAGAAGUCGUCUCAUCUCCUGUUUCUGAUCUCCUCCUCUCUUCUCCUCCUCUCUAGGUGUGUGUUUCGUUUUCCCAGCACGGUGAUCAAGAUCCAGUUUUUGUCUCUCCUGGAGCAGGAGGAGCACAGAGAGAGGGAGCAGCCCGCGCUCCCCCCUCGCCCGCUGCUGCCCCACAUCUCCCCCCUCAAAAUCAGCAUUCCCACAAUGCAGCAGCAUGAAGAGCACAUCCGGGCGUUCGGCUCUCCGCUGCCUUCGCCCACUGGCACCAUAAGGUAAAAAAAGAUGGUUGUGAACGUCCACGCUCAGAUUUCCACUCAUGCUCUGUGACGUGUUUAUUUACAUGUUUAUCCACGAACCAGCUGUUUUUAAUUUUUCAGACACAAUCGUGUGUUUGUAAAAGAUAAAUAAGAACUGAAAAAUAAAACAUCAACUCUUUAGAUUUAGGGCCUGAUCGUGUGUGAAAGGACAUGUCAACAUGCGUGUGUAUAAUUUAUUUCCCAAACUAUGAUGCUUCUGUAAUCUGAGGUUUAGUUAAUCUGUUAAUCAAAUUAUCCGAUCACAUGACUGAUGAAUUAAUGAAAUGAUAUUUAGCAGCUCAUAUAUUUAAAAGGGACAUUCAACAUUUAUAAAUAUUUACACAGUUAAAAAUAAUCUUGUAUUAAAUGAAACACUUCCAUGUCAGUCCAUGUUUUUUUUUAUAAUUAAUCCAGACUUUGUUUAUGAAGUGGUCUGAGUGAUGGAGGAGCAUGUCGACUCCUCUAAACCGAACACUUGUAAAGCUCACAGCUCACAGCGUUGUUUCUUUGACAGACCACACUGAGCAUCAAGUGAGUGGUGGCUCUGCAGGGUGCGCCCUCUGCUGGUGGUCUGUGGGUGAAACAUCCUGCAUCCCCACCAAUCUAAGUCUGUGUGUGCCUGCCUUAUAUGGAAUGGCUGCAGCUUCGAGGCCCCUGAUUGGCUGUGGGGCAGAUUGUUUUGCCUGUAGGCCGUUUUUCCGUCCAUUCCUGGUUUCCUUUUUUCAGAGCCCCCCCCCCCCCCCCUUACAGCCCUCAGCUCCUGUUCUCGAGCACGUGGACACACACAUACACACACACUCACACACACACAGAGUAAGGACCCUUGCUCAUACAUCUCUCCAACACUUUCAGGCUGUGGCCUUUUUCGGGCAGAUUGUUGAGCCCACACACACACACACACACACACACACACACAUAUACAGGACAUACAAUAGGAGAGUAUUGAGUAAAAGCACGUGCUGCCUCUUGAAACGACAACAGAGUGACUUUUCCUGUUGGGCGGCUUGAAUGAAUUGUGUACAAUAACAUUCCUCUGUCAGCACUCACACUGGAGCUGCUCCGUGUACACACACACACACUUACACACACAUGUCAGAGGACUCUCUCUAGGAAACUUUUUUUAACAAAGUUUAAAUUUGAAAAUAAAGCGUUUUGUUUUAAUAACUAAAAGUGUCUCUGAAUCGUGUUAGAGGGUUUUCGUUCGUCUUCAUUCAUCGGUCAACACGAAGCUCACUGAGCGCUGCUCUCAAAACACCGCCUGCAGCUUCCUGCCGUUUCCUCAGCCAAAAAAUACAAACAUUUUCUCCCCCUCCCAAUGUGUGUGUGUGUGUGUGUGUGUGUGUGUACAUGUGUGUGUUUGUGUGCUCUUGUGUGUGUGUGUGUUUCUCUCUGUUGCUAAAGGCAAAUCAAAGCACAGCGACUCUCCCAGAAAGCCGUGUUUACUUUACUAACAGGAGCAGGUGUGUGUUGUAUAACUCGCUUGGUUUUGUCUCCCAACACCAACAGAUAAAAGCUGGUUAAUGAUCCACUCACCUCUGAGUGUUUGGGCUCCUUCUUCUCUGUUUUAUGAGCGUUUUAUGUGUUUAGAAGAGCGCGGAUCGCAACUGUUAUUGUUUUUCUGUGUGUGUGUGUGUGUGUGUGUGUGUGUGUGUGUGUGUGUGGGCGGGCUUGUCUUUGCCCUGCUGAACCUGUGACUUUGGCUUUGUUCAAUCUUGGCACUAAGAUCAUAUUUAUAGUUAUUUCGUAUUUAAAAAGAUUAAAUGUGUUGUAACACUGUGGAUGAGCUCUCUAAAGACUGUUUCUCCCUCUGUCUUAUUAUUAUUAUCACUAUUAUUAUUAUUAUAGAUUAAGUAUAUUUGUUUAAAGGUUUGUCUUAAACACAUAGUAUAAAACUGAAAUCUCUUACAAAGUUCAAAACCACCAAUGAAUGAAAUUAUUCAGGCGUUUCUGUCUUUAUUAGAUAGAACAGCUGAGGAGAGUGGGGGGUGGUAUUAGGGGUGUCCUGAUACAACUUUAAUACUUCCAAUAUGAUACCGAUAUUGAUCCGAUAUUGGCACAAACGUCUGAUUCACCGCUAUAUCCAACAUGGCCGACAGGUUGAUUGUUUACUUGUUGGAGAACAGAGUGAUUUUUGAUAAAAGACACAAACAUUACAAAGAUAACGACCUGAAGGACAACAUGUGGGGAGUCAUAGCGUCAGAUUUCUCAUAUGACGAUGGUUUGUGUGCUUUAACAGUUUGAUAAACAUCUUUGUUUUAACUUUCAUCUGUGCUAACGUAAGCUAACGGUUGUUACCAUAGUUUCAUGUGCUUAUCUUAUCGCCUCUGAUUGGCUACAAGUGCUGACCGUUUUGCUUGAGCGUGUGAUGACGUUUCCAGCUUUCCUAGCCAAUCAGAGGCGAAGGAGGCGGGACUUUCCCUGGGAAAAGUCUUUCCCGGGAUGCGUCUUUCCCCCCCGGAAAGUCACAAAAUUGCAUCGGGCUUGAUGUGUGUAGUCAGGCGCGUCAAAAUUCGCCUCUGAAUAUUUCGUAAUUUUAAGAACUCUGAUUGGAGUCGGAGAAUGCCGAUGAAGACACCCAGAUCAUGCGAUUGGAAUUCGACUCCGCCCCCCUGCAGCACUAACAGAUAUUUAAAAUCAUAGUCGGUUUUAUUCUUGAUGGUCAGAUAAGCUGCUAAAACUCCUGACUGGAGCUUUAAUGACUUGCGAUCGUUUCCUGUUUCUCUAGUUUUGGUCUUUUUUUCAGCAGAGGGACAGCUGUUAAUUACGUUCAUGACAUCUGUAACACACAUUAACUUCUCAGUGAAAACACGGAGUGAAAACUCCUUCAUGUGUUUAUGAACCAGGACAGGAAGAUCUCAUGAACUCCACUCUGUGUUUGUCUGAGGGUCUGAAACAGCUGAUCUGUCGUGAAUCGAUCAAACCUCGAGCUGCACAGUUUUAGAUUAUCUUUGCUAAUAUCCUUCAUGCCAACAUUUUCAGACUCAUUUUGGUCUAUGCUGAUAUUGAUAAAAAACAGGACGGUGUUUGAUUCAAUCAUGACUGAUGAAUAGAUCUUUGAUAAAUAUCCUCAUUCAGAGAUGACUCAAAAUACCUCCAGACAGGAGGUAUCUGCUCAUGACACUUUAAAUAUCCAGCUGAGGUCUUUAAGCCCCUCACAUUGUCUCUUUCCUUUCCUUUCCUUUCCAGUGUUCCUAACUCCUGUCCGGCUAGUCCACGAGGUGCAGGGUCAUCGGGGUAUCGCUAUGGACGCAACGUGACCUCUGACCUCCAGUUAGCAGCUGAAUAUGCAGCCAAGGCCGUUUCUGAGCAGAGACGAAACCUCAGCGAUCAUAGGGUUGGAGGAAAUGAGGCGCGGGGGGAGUCAGCUGGAGGGGACAGCCCCAAGGUGAGAGGAUGGUUGUUUUUGGACUCUCAGAGAGGCGCGUUACUCUGUUUGGAUCAGAGCGUGUUCAUGUUUUAAUUUGACCUUCUGUUUUUUUGUCCAGGAUGAGUCCAAACCGCCGUAUUCUUACGCACAGCUGAUCGUCCAGGCCAUCUCCUCUGCCCCGGACAAACAGCUGACCCUCAGUGGCAUCUACGCCCACAUCACCAAACACUACCCCUACUAUCGCACUGCAGAUAAGGGCUGGCAGGUACGCUUCAUCACCUGUAAACUAAAGUGUAGGAGGUCUUUAGCCUCACAGGAAGUCAUCUGAAGUCCGUGGACAGAGUUUAGGACUUCACUGGAACAUCUCUGCUCCAGUUUCAUAAAUCUGUGGAAACUUUGAACACAGCACUGAACUCAAGCACUGAUGUUGUCCAGAUCAACUGCAGGUGUGAAUGCAAACGAUUGAAUCUGUUUUUAUUCUCCUGCUAUAUUCUCUUUCUGAAACUAUGAAGUUUAUUAUCAAAUAAUAAUAAUAAUAAUAAUAAUAACAAUUAUUAUUAUUAUUAUUUGAUAAUAAACUUCAUAUACAAUUAUUAUUAUUAUUAUUAUUAUUAUUAUUAUUAUUAUUAUUAUUAUUAUUAUUAUUAUUAUUAUUAUAUUAAAACAAUAACAAUAAGUAUCAAUAUUAUUGCCAUGGAUUUGAAUAUUAUUAUUAUUAUUUUACAUACUAAUAAAAAACAUAUGAAAAAUGAUAAUAAUGAUAAUAAUUAUUAUUACUAUUAUUGUAGACAUUUUAUCACAAGUAACUGUACCAUUAGUAAUAUUAUUGGUUUAUUCAUUAUCAUUACAUGAUUAAAUGUAUCGUUGCUUUUUUUAAUAUUACCAUCAUUAUAGUUUUAUCACAAUAAUAAUUAUAAUUUUUUACGUUAUUUUAUUAUUUUUUAUUUUUUUCAUUGUUAUUAUUAUGAUUUUUGUUAUUACUAUUAUUGUUUUUAUUAUGAUUGUUAUUAUUAAUUUUAUUACUAUAAUUAACUAUAAUCAUCAUUAUUUAUACCCCAGAAUCAGCCGUUAUGACAGAGGACCUCUCCCCUCCCUCAGGUCACACUCAGGCCUCUUUAAUGUCGGUUUUUCAUCAGGAGUCAUAAAGUUCCGGUUCUGUGGUGCUGUCCGGUAACCCUGUAUUUUUUUCUCCCCCAGAACUCAAUCAGACACAACCUGUCACUCAACCGCUACUUCCUGAAAGUAGCUCGAUCUCAGGAUGAGCCGGGUAAAGGCAGUUUUUGGCGAGUGGACUCCGCCUCUGAGAGCAAGCUGGUGGAACAGGCGUUCAGGAAAAGACGGCAAAGAGGGGUGGCCUGCUUCAGGACACCAUUCGGACCUCUUUCCUCAAGGUAAUCGGAUCGUUUGUACAGCCUUUAAAGAGCAUGGAGACGUGAGCUCAGUGAGGCUGCGAAUAAAGCCGUCAGUAUUGAUCUAACUGUCUGUUUAUCAAAGUAGAUUAAUUACCUGACAAGUCUUCAUAGUUUUUGUCACUUUCAGACUAAAACAGGAAGUCUUGAUGAAGCAGGAGCUCCUAAAUCCUGUAACCUGAUUUAAAACGAUCAAAAUGGUUCAGACCAUCAGAGUGUUUGUUCGUUCUUAUAGAGCGGUUUAUUCCAGCAGCUCUCAUGCACGCUCAGAUUCGACUCAUGCUCUUUGGCGUCUGGUUUGACUCUGAUAACCUUUUCUCUUAUCUCUCUGCUUCUGCUGCUGGCUGUCAUUUGAUUGGAUAGAACAAAGUAAGUCUCUCCAGGCGCUGCAGUGAAGGAGCUCUGUAUGUUCGCAGGAGUCUCUCAAUAUGAUUUCUGAUUUUCCUGGUUGGAUCUUUUCCCUUCAUUGCUUCUUUUGCAGGAGUGCCCCCGCAUCCCCGACCCACCAGGGCCUCCUGUCUCCUCCAUCCAGUGGUCUGCAGACCCCCGAGUGUCUGAGCAGGGAGGGCUCUCCGAUCCCCCACGACCAUCACGAGCAGCUGGCUAACAAACUGGCAUCUGUGCCUGAGUACAGGUACUCUCAGAGCGCCCCAGGUGAGCCUGCACACUGGAACAGACACACACACUCACACACACACACAUGAAGGUUUCACACACACUCUGUCUCUGUGCAGGAUCUCCAGUCAGCGCUCAGCCUGUCAUCAUGGCGGCGCCCCCUCACCCUGCAGGGAAAACCCUUGCUUUGGUUCCAGGUGGUGGCGGCCAAGUCCAGCCCAUCCACCUGCUCCAGAAUCCCCCUCAGUCCUCCAUCACGAUGGUCCGGGUGGUUACCAGCACCUCUCAUACAUCCAACCCUCCAAACGGGUACAGCGCCCCCUCUGUGGGAGAGGGCAACAGUGAGCUCAGAGGUAGGGCCUCCCGCUCCUCUUUAUUUCUGCUCCGAUAGUCGGGAUGAGGAGAUCCGAGGAGGUUUGGUGGAUCUGUGAUCGUCUCUGUUUCUUCCAGAUGCUCAGCUGAACCGGGAGCGAGUGAUCCAGACUGUGGACAGUGCGGUUCAGGGCGGGGAGGGGAGGAACUUCGCCCCGGGUUUACAUCAACUUCCUGUCCGUCCCGUUACCCAGAAUGGCAAACACACCACUACUGUUGUUGCCACAGCAACCAGCCUUGCUAAUGCAUCUGGUAGGUUUGUCAGCAUCUCUGGCUGACUAAUUUCUUUAGCAAAGAGACUAAACACAACUCACCUACUGUCUUCCAGCAGCCGCUUGUUUGUAGCGAGACCUCAGGCCAGUCCAUUAGACUACAGCGGGGUGCCGCAGCUCAAGGAAGAACAUUUAUGAUCAUUUCUUGAUCAUUUCCUUGAAGUAAUAAUCAUCAUAUUAAUCAUUUUGCAUCCAUCCAAAGUUUUGAGUCACACUCACAGACCCUCUGCCUCCUCUCGGCUGAUCCGGCACACAGCCAGGGGGAGCGUUUGUGGACUGAGCGGUCACUCAUGGCGUUCUGUUCUUUUUCAUGUCAGCAAACAUUUUCACUUGAACUGUAAUCUGAAUAUGAAAAAAGAGCUAAAUGAAAAACCCUGUUAGGGUUUGAUUUCAUCCAUGUCCCUGUAUGACCAUGUUGCAGCCUGUCUGUAGGUGGCGCUCCGUGUUCUCUAGCUUGUUUUUCUUCCGUCCAUGAUUCCCUCUUUUGUCUCUCUCCUCUUCGUAGGUCUCAGUAGUCCUCUUCAGAUCCUGGCUGCUCAGGCCUCCAGCUCCCCUCCGGUGCUGGUGAGCCGACAGUCCAACGCAGAAACUGUCGCUGAGCAGCUAGCCGAGCCGCAGGCCAAGCGGCCAAAGAUGGAGGACGAAGGUGGGACCGAAUCUGCCCAGCAUCAAGUCCCCGCCCCUGCCCAGCAGCCUGUCAUCGUCGCCAUGACAUCACAAAGCCACGACCCUCGGAAGUGAAACCCCCGGGGUCUCUUACCAGGUACCCAACGGACAGCCUCGUGUCCCCCCCGACUGCUUCGCCUUUUAUACUCGUUUGAUAUGACUGCAGCCGCCGCCACGGCCAAACCCUGUACAGGCAGCCUCUCUGGACAGAAGGGAAUCCAAAAGUCAGGAACAUAAUUCUGCUCCCAAAUCCACGGGAAGGUUGAAAUCCGCUCUGAAUGUCUAAAGGAAAUCUUUCAGGAGGUUUUUCAGCUUUACUGAAAUCUUUUUAAUGUGAUCCAUCUCUCUCUCUCUUUGAUAACGCAGCACAUUAAGGACUUCAAGCUUGUGAAAGCAUUAUGCAUAUAAAAAUCAUUUCAGCACUACUUUUACCAUGUGAAUGUGGGCUUGUAAAUCAGGUCUGUUUUCCUCUCUCGGACGGAUCAUGGGUUGCUCUCAGGCCAAAGAACUCACCUCUCCUGCACAUGUGAUCAGAGUCACUGUUGGACUGAAAAGGCGUGUUCACGGAUCUGAAAAUGGCCGAUAGAAACAGAGGAAACUGUGACCAUCAGAGCUGAUAUAUUGUGUUUGUUCACUGAAAGGAAAGAGAGGACUUGGCUGCAUAUUUUCCCAGACUGGGCUGAUAUUUAGAAAACGAAUGUGCUUUUCACGAGCCAGUCCUGACUGCGAGAAGGAGCAGGCUGUCUUUACUCGAAAAGAAACAUGUUCACACUGAGGCCCAGACCUGAAUGUGAGGCGUCUUCACACAACAAGAAAGGGAUAAUGUUUUGGAAGAAGAGACGCGGAGAAACCCAGAGAAACUUUGGAGUUCUGGCUUCACUACAGCUCAGUGCGGUUUGUCCGUGUGAAGCUCCUCAAAUUGAAGAUGAUCUGCAUGAUUUGAGCAAAGAAAAGGCAAAAAAAGCAAAGAGUUGGUUGAAGUGGAGCUGACCUAAUGUAGACAAACUGAUUGUUUCAUUUUAGUCUUUUUGUUUUCCUGUUUUUUUUUGUUUUUUUUUAGUAGUGCUAAAGGAGAAGUGGAGCAGCAGCCUGUGCUUACAGUGUUUUUGUUUGUCUUAGCACAGAAAAGCAUUAUCAGAAUAAUCCUUAAAGCCUUAAAUAUUUCUACUUUGUUGUCAUUUUAUUUUAAUCUGUAGACAGACAGCUCGACCUGUUUUAGAUUGUUAACACGGCGCUUCUUUAAAAACACAAUCAGCAACACUACAACGGUUGACAGUUCAGCUGCAUCAGUAGUUAGUAUCGGUUUAUCAGGGGAAGGGCGGGACCAACACGACCACAGAUCCACCUGCUCUCUUUUUCUUCUUCUUCUUCUUCUCUUUGGUACUUUUGGUGUCUUUUCUACUCUUUUGCUUUUAACCUUGUUCUCUCCCUCUUUCUCUCUCUCUCUGUGUGAGCAGUCUCCAUCUUUGCUGUCUCCAAAGAGGCAUUAUGCUGUUGGCAAUUCUUGUCAGUCUCUGCCUUAAUCGAAUCUUUUCCAGCACUUUCUCCCCCCCCCCUCUCUCUUUUCACUCGUUCUCACUCUGCCUUUAGCUCUUUUGAAUGCGAUUUCUCACGCCUCUUUUUUGGCUGGCAAUCAGGCACAAACCUGCGCAAUAUUUCAGUGAUUGUUGUUGCACAUUAUCACAAAAAGCAAAAAAAAAAAAAAAAAGAUGCGUAAUGAUUGUAUGCUGCUCUAUCUGCUAAAUGAAAAAGCUCUCUAGAAGGUAAUUUUUUCUCCUUUUGGAUAAAAAAGAAAAAUAUUUUGCUAUAUGUAAAAAACAACAACAGCUGUCAUCAAUACCUAAACAUUCUGGAAAUAGAGACGUAUAUGUAUUUUUAAAUGUUCUUGUUUUUGUGAUUUGUUCAAAUGUGUAGCACAAAUUAAAAUUCCUCAUUGACUUAAA
This is a messenger RNA of Xyrichtys novacula (pearly razorfish), 13157 nucleotides long. Lineage: Eukaryota; Metazoa; Chordata; Actinopteri; Labriformes; Labridae. The record is from the annotation of a GenBank genome assembly.